GCCUGCUACCCGGAACUGAAGCCACGUCUCCUGCGCUUUAGGUAGGGUCGGUGCAGCUCUAAGUUCAGUACAGAAGCUGAAGUUAUUCGGUGUCACAGACAGUGCGGUGGACAACGAAACAAAAAUGAAACAUCUCAAUGAAAAACAGCACUUCCCCGAAAUUGAGCAUGUCAUUUGAGCGUGUGUAGGCGGAGCCUGCUCCCCGGAACUGAAGCCACGUCUCCCGCUGUCUGGACAGCGUUGGUGUAGCUCGAAAUUCAAGGGAAGCUGAAGUUCUUCGGACAUGGGUCAGUUCAAGGAGGUUGUGCAGAAAUCUUCUCUUCACCCUAAACCAGUGGGACUGGUUCUUCAGUAUGGGACCGCCGGGUUCCGCACCAAGGCUCAAGACCUCAACCACAUCAUGUUCAGGAUGGGUCUGCUGGCUGUGCUAAGAUCCAGAAAGACCAAAUCCACCAUUGGGAUCAUGGUCACUGCCUCUCACAACCCAGAGGAAGACAAUGGUAUAAAACUAGUGGACCCUUUGGGGGAGAUGCUGGCCCCUGCUUGGGAAGAGUACGCCACGCAGCUUGCUAAUGCAGAAGAACAAGGACUGCUGACUGCCUUAAAAGAUGUCAUUGAAAAAGAAGCCGUGAACAUGCAGCAAGAGGCGUGUGUCGUGGUUGGGAGAGACACCAGGCCCAGCAGUGAGAAACUUUCACAGGCGGUUUUAGAUGGUGUGAUGUCUCUAGGGGGCAAAUACCAUGAUUACGGCCUGGUUACAACGCCACAGCUGCACUUCAUGGUUUGCUGCCGAAACACUCAUGGCCAGUACGGUACGGCCAGUGUGGAAGGAUACUACCAGAAAAUUUCCCAAGCUUUUGUCGAGCUGACAAAGCAGGCCCCAAAUCGCACCGAUGACCACAAGCACCUGAAGGUGGACGGAGCAAAUGGGAUUGGAGCUCUUAAACUCAAGGAGUUGGAGGGGUUCCUGCAAAAAGAGCUGCUGGUGACUCUGUACAAUGAUGGGAGCAGCGGGAAGCUCAACUAUCUUUGCGGGGCGGAUUUUGUCAAAGUCCAUCAGAAGUCUCCAGAAGGUGUUGAGAUGCUGGCAGGUGAGCGCUGCUGCUCUUUCGAUGGAGAUGCUGACAGAAUCAUCUACUAUUAUAAUGACGAUGCUGGCCGCUUCCACCUGCUUGACGGGGAUAAAAUAGCAACGUUGAUGAGCACCUUCCUAAAAGAACUCCUCACAAAGACAGGUUUGGAUCUUCAGAUUGUAGUGGUACAAACCGCUUAUUCAAACGGAAGCUCCACACGAUACCUUGAGGAAACUAUGAAGGUCAAAGUGCAUUGUACCAAAACUGGACUCAAAUACUUACACCACAAGGCUCAGGAGUUUGACAUUGGGGUUUACUUUGAGGCUAAUGGCCAUGGCACUGUUCUGUUCAGUAAAGGAGCAGAAGAGAAGAUCAAGCAGCUGGCACAAAAUGAAAAUGCUGCUAAUGAAAAAAGAAAAGCUGCUAAAAUAUUGGCGAGUACCAUCAAUCUGAUCAACCAGACUGUUGGUGAUGCCAUUUCAGACAUGUUGGUAAUUGAGGCAGUCCUGGCACUGAAAGGCCUGGCAGUUCACCAGUGGGAUGCAAUGUACACAAACCUUCCAAAUAGACAACUCAAAGUAAAGGUGGCAGACAGGAGAGUUAUUAAGACCACAGAUGUAGAGAGGUGUGCAGUAAGCCCGCCAGGGCUGCAGGAAGCAGUCAAUGCUCUAGUGAAGAAGUACAGUCUGUCCAGGGCAUUCGUCCGGCCGUCAGGAACUGAAGAUGUUGUCCGGGUGUACUCCGAAGCAGACACGCAGGACAAUGCUGACACCUUGGCUUAUGAAGUGAGCCUGGCAGUUUACAAGCUAGCUGGAGGAGUUGGCGAGGAGCCUAAGCCCCUGCAGUAACUGGCUGGGCGCACUUCUCGCAUAUACUGUACCAUUAUGGAUUAACUUAGCAAUAAAAGGAUUGAAUGUAUUUUAGGAGAUGGACCAAUAUAUUUGAAAUACUGAUAAGGAAAGACUUCUACUUCAGAAUUCCAUUCUGUGCAGUACUGUACUAUUUUUCUAAUCCAGUACAAAAAAUAAGCAAAAAAUUAUGUGCUUAGGGAAGGUUAUCGAAAUAAGAAUUGUAGUGUGAUUCUCAGAAGGACUGUGCCUAAUCUCAGUAAAUUGCAAUGUGAUACGUGCAAGGUUUUUGUAAUGAUUAUAUAAACCUAGUAUAGUCCGUACAAAUUAACUUAAGAAAUGUAUACAAACCAUGUAUGCUGCUUGUAGUUGUUUUAUGUGGAAGGUGUCUUAUUAUUUCGUGUUUGAGUAACACUGGAUGGGUGACUCAAGAUAAAAGUAAGUAAAAUUAAAAUAAACUAUGAUUUGC
Polyodon spathula (Mississippi paddlefish) is the source of this 2390-nucleotide messenger RNA. It is a transcript of the gene pgm3, whose product is annotated as phosphoglucomutase 3. The coding region runs from base 284 to 1921 and encodes 545 amino acids. The transcript is spliced from 14 exons. Gene Ontology annotation, biological process: carbohydrate metabolic process; UDP-N-acetylglucosamine biosynthetic process; hemopoiesis. Gene Ontology annotation, molecular function: magnesium ion binding; phosphoacetylglucosamine mutase activity. NCBI's taxonomy places the organism in Eukaryota, Metazoa, Chordata, Actinopteri, Acipenseriformes, Polyodontidae. The record is from RefSeq and is a predicted model, not a curated record.